Salmo salar (Atlantic salmon) is the source of this 1585-nucleotide messenger RNA. It is a transcript of the gene dimt1l, whose product is annotated as DIM1 dimethyladenosine transferase 1-like (S. cerevisiae). The record is from RefSeq and is marked provisional. Gene Ontology annotation, cellular component: nucleolus. Gene Ontology annotation, molecular function: rRNA (adenine-N6,N6-)-dimethyltransferase activity. Lineage: Eukaryota; Metazoa; Chordata; Actinopteri; Salmoniformes; Salmonidae. Gene Ontology annotation, biological process: rRNA methylation.
AUAAGUCAGGAUAUUUCGGUUAUUUGCACGUGUCGAAAAUAUUUUUUGCGACUGGAACAAUUUUUGAUUAAUUCGUUUUCUUUAGGAGUGUCUCAGUCGAUUGAAAAAUGCCAAAAGUAAGGACAGAAACGAGAACCAGACAACACCAACAGGUUAAAAACCAAGGGGUGAUGUUCAACACUGGCCUUGGUCAACACAUCUUGAAAAACCCACUGGUAGUCAAUGGAAUCAUUGAAAAGGCUGCUCUCAGGCCGACAGAUGUGGUGUUGGAGGUGGGUCCUGGCACAGGAAACAUGACUGUCAAACUGCUUGAGAAAGCCAAAAAGGUAGUGGCCUGUGAGUUGGACGGUAGGCUGGUUGCUGAGCUCCAGAAGAGAGUGCAGUGCACGCCCAUGCAAACUAAACUACAGAUCUUAGUGGGGGAUGUCCUGAAAACAGAGCUGCCUUUCUUUGAUGUCUGUGUUGCCAAUUUACCUUACCAGAUUUCAUCACCUUUUGUCUUCAAGUUACUUCUGCACAGGCCUUUCUUUAGAUGUGCAGUGCUGAUGUUCCAGAGAGAGUUUGCCAUGCGUCUGGUUGCCAAGCCUGGAGACAAGCUGUACUGCAGGCUGUCCAUCAACACUCAGCUGCUGGCUCGAGUAGACCACCUCAUGAAGGUGGGGAAGAAUAACUUCCGUCCUCCUCCUAAAGUGGAGUCGAGUGUUGUCAGAAUAGAGCCUAAGAACCCACCACCUCCGGUUAACUUCCAGGAAUGGGAUGGUCUCGUCAGAAUUGCAUUUGUGAGGAAAAACAAAACCCUCAACGCAGGUUUCAAGUCCACUGCAGUUGAGCGGCUGUUGGAGAAGAACUACAGGAUUCACUGUUCAGUACACAGCGUGGAAAUCCCAGCAGACUUCAGCAUCACCAAGAAGAUUGAGAGUGUUCUGCAGGAGGCGGAGUUUAGUGAGAAGCGAGCCAGGAGCAUGGACAUAGAUGACUUCAUGGUACUUCUCCACGCAUUCAACUCUGCUGGGAUCCAUUUUUCCUAACCGGACAGUAGACGAUUAGACUAUAGCUGAGGACUUUGUGCAGGAGCGCAAUAUGGUGGAAACCUAUCCAGUUAAACCUCCAGUGUUCUUUAAAGAACAGAAACUGGAAGCUUUUAUGGAUUGAGAUCACAUCUAAGAGUCAUGUGAUUGAUAUCUACUCUCACAGGAAUGCAGCAAGACACCUCAGACUCAGUCCCUGGACUACCUUCAUCAUGCCUUUUAUAUGAACAUGAAAGCUGGUGAUCAGUGAAAUUGUUUGUUUUGCUGAAAUGUACAUAUUUAAUAAGCGGUAACAGGUAUAGUUGAUGUUCAUACAUAAAACAGGUGAUACAAGUACCUGUUGAGGUGUGUUCUAUGCACUAGAAAGUACAGAUGGUCAGCCCUACAGUUUGUGCUUGGUUGUCAUGGAUAGGUUGAAAAAUAUACUUUGUCAGAUGUCUGACUCAUGGUUGUUGUGUGAGGGAGCCCUGAGAUAAUCUUGGUUUCAUGAAUUCAUUUUUUUCAUGAAGUUAUGCAAUUCAUGACUGCUUUACCACCAUAAAAAACAUGAUAGUCUG